Messenger RNA from Zootermopsis nevadensis, 5040 nucleotides. Lineage: Eukaryota; Metazoa; Arthropoda; Insecta; Blattodea; Termopsidae. The record is from RefSeq and is a predicted model, not a curated record.
ACAAUCUUGUAGUGGUCUCAUGUCGUUGGUAAUGAUACAGUAAGAAUAAGCUUUAGAAUUGAAGGUGGCUGUCUCCUGUGCCAUGUAGUCUGGUAGAAAUUGACCCAGUGGUGCAAGCAGUAAGCAUCUCUGAAAUGAGCAAUCUCUACAAGACUCUGUAUUCAACUUCCAUAAGACAUCUUGUCAGUGUGAGAACCAGAAAUCUUGGAAAUUGCUAAUAUGGAGGUACACUUCCCAUUAAUUUUUUAAGUCUAAAAUGCCUUCAGUUAAAUUAUUAUUGUUAAAAAUUACAAUAAAAUAUGAUGGGAGAUUGUGGUUGGGAUAGGGGCCAGUGGUUGAAUCUUGUUAACAUAGUAAUGAACCUUUAGUUCCAUCAAAGACGGGGAAUUUCGUGACAAGCUGCGAGACUGCCAGCUUCUCAAGGAGGCCUAAUGCCGUGGAGUUCAUUUCACUGCAUUGGGGGUUUUUGAGAUGUGAGCUGUCUUUUCGAUUUCCCCGUUGCCCUUCUGCAACGCCGCAUUACAAAGUCGGAUGUGUCGUCACACUACGUCAUAUGUGUAUAAAAAGUUUGAACUUCCGCUUUAUCCGGAAGUGUGUUAUUCAAGACUCCGAAAUCAAAUGUGUGGAUCUAUUAUGAAUGGGAAAUGCUAUAUUUUUCAUUGUAGUUGUGUCUGUAAUUCAUAUUAGUUCAUCAUUAUUGUUAAGUUUUGAUGUAUUGAGCGGUUCGUUGGUAAACUGGCUUGCAAUGACCUAUGUGGUAUUUCCUGUCAGAGAGAGAGAGAGAGACAGAGGCUUCAACAGAGCACAUUAUUAAAUAAGUAACAUGGAAGACGAAGCUGGUGGUAUUCUUUUUAGUAGUAAUGUAAAUAAUGUCUCCCAUCAGUUCAGUAUUUCUUCAGUAUCGUCACCACAAGUUUUAUCAGACGAUGAACGAUCAAAGAUCGACCCUGUUACUGCUGCUAAUGAUUUAUUGGAAAACGGGAUUUUGGUCGAAACGAAUAAAGGGCUUAUUUGUUUAUCUCUAAAAGAUGCCCUCAUUUCGGGUGUUGGAGGUUUAAAUCUUUCUGUUGAAGAUUUUCAAAACGUUGCAGCCCAGCUUCUUACCCAGCAGAAUGUGGAGAAAACUGCAAAUGAUGAAUUGGCACUUCCACUUACACUGGGGGAUGUGAUGCUCAGUGUCCUACCGGAUGCUUCACAAGCCAGUGGCAGUAGUGGAAACCUGGAAAUUGUGGAUAAUUUAUCAUCUCUUGAAGUACAGAUUGAAUUGUCUCAGGAUCCAUUGAAGGCUGAAGAAAAAGAACAACAGAGAAUAAAUGGAGAAAAAACUUCAAUAAGGAGAGAAGAGACUGAGCCUCGUGUGGCUGUUACGUCAUCUGGCACUUUAGUUCCAGAACCACCACCUGGCAGGGUCCAAGCUUCUGUUGUUGUGUCUAGUCAGACAUGUUUCAGUUUUAACACGUUACAGCAGCAGAAAAAGCGUGGCGGAUGGCCGAAAGGCAGGAAACGUAAACCCGAGCUGUCGGAGAUGCGCCCUCCCAAGGCUCCGGCCACGGGUUACGUCCUGUACCUCAAUGAGAAGAGGAAGCAGUACAAAGAUCUGCCUUUUCCAGAGGUAACUAAAUUAUUAGGUAAUGAAUGGAGCAAACUAAGUCUAGAGGAGAAGCGCAUCUAUUUAGACCGUGCAGAAGUGGAGAAGAGACGUUACCGGGAGGAGCUCAAGGCAUAUCGUCAGUCUGAUGCGUACCAGUCGUAUCUGAAUAAAAAGCGCACAAAAAAUCUGCAGGGAAAUGGAACUGAGGAGUCCGACAUGGACGCCACUGAUGAGAUAGAAGAUGAAGAUAAUGAGGAGUUAUACUGUCGAACAUGUGAUCAGUGGUUCAGUUCACUUCACAAUAAGAAGGAACAUUUGUAUGGAAGGCAGCACCUCCAGUCCAUAGCAGGAGACUUCACUAAAGAACGUCUAGCAGCAGAGCAAGACGGAGUCCUGUCGGGCACAAGUUCACAUUCCGUACCAACUUCACUGGACGAAUCGAGUCUGGACGGAGCACCGAUGGGCCGCGGAAGUAGUAAGGGAUCGGGCAGAAACAGACAGCAGGACAGCUGCUGUGGUGCAGGACCGUCUAACGUGACGGAUGCUAUUGUAAAGUUCAUGGAAACAACAACAGAGCGUGAACAUGAGAUUAAGAUACUGCGUCGGAGAUUGAAAGACGUGCAAAGAAGCAAUGCGGACCUAUUGAAAGAAUUGGAUGAACUCAGGGAACGAGAGACAAGACUGCAGGAAGAUAUGGAAUCUGAGAGGGAAGCAGAGACUCUUAUACAGCAGCAACUUUAUAAUUUGUUUCUGGUACCGACUACUUUCUAUAUAACCCCAGAAGUGGAGCAGGAUUCUGCUGAAACAGUACCAGUUUUCAUAUGCCUUCCAGACGGAUCAUAGUAGAGUGAAGACGUUGAAUAUGAAACGUAUUUGCACUAUAUAUAUUUUUUUUUUUUAGUUAUUAUUUCUAUCAGGAAUAAUACGCAGAAAGUUUUCACAAGAACCUCAGAGGAUUGAAUGAAAUACAGUGAAACCUCGAUGCAUCGUUUUUGGCGGGGGUGGGAAAUAAAAACGAUGCAUCCGGGAAAACGAUGGAUAGAGGUUUCACUGUAACUACAAUCUAGAUGUAAGCGUAAGUAGCGUCUGCUGAGUCUGAACUGUUUGUAUGGUGCUGUUUAGUUCGUUAAGUAAUGUUCUCGAAUGAUAUCGUACAUGCAUGCAAUAGCAAAUGUAAGUUAAAUUAUUAGUGGGAGGAAGAGUGGGAGUGGACCGAAUUUAAUUUCUUUUCGAGCGCAUGAAAAGAUCGCUCAGUGGUUCUGACUCUUAACAAGUUAUUUUGAAUUUAUGUGGAAUGUGUUUUCGCAGAGGAGAGUGCUGUUUUCUGUAAAGCUGCGUAGCUUAAAGUUCAAAGUGUAGUUUGAAUGGACGUGGUUCGGGCCUUACUCCACCUUUAAUUUCUCUUCUGUGCUCGUUCAGUGAUGAUGCUUAAUUGCUCCUUUUUGUAAACACAAUUACGCGGACGGAUGUUUUUCCUCCUAGUCACCAUGUGGAUGGAGCAUGAAUCUGCCCUCUAGUGCCAAGAUUAAUUCACGGAGGUUUGUCUCCAUGCCUCCAUACAUCAUCAGGACCUUGUGCUUGGAUACAGGGAUAAAUUUAUAAUUACUUUUUAUCCUCCUAAGUAAGAAAGGAAUGCUGGGCAGAAAUGCCUGCACAUUUUUGGGCACAUUAGGAACCAGAAUGAAAGAGGCAUUUUGGAAUAUUGUUAACCUUUCUUGACAGUGUUUCAUGGCUUCCACACAGUUUAGACGACUGUGCUUCACGCUGGAUUUGAGUCCAGUUGACGGCCUGUAGUACGGGGAGUUUAAUACCCCUAUUAAUGGGAAGCAUAUGUGAAUUUGAUUUUACAUUCCUCAGAUAUUCCAAGAUGUUAAGGGCUCAAGUGGUUAUUUUACAGUUAGUUUUAUAGUUUUGAUGCUUUGAAGGUGGUAGGAUUACCAGAGCAACAUGUACAUGUUUAUGUUAAGUAUAGAACUUUUGUUGUCACAUCUGUUUCAUAUUGCAACGUACAACUAUUUAACCCUUAUCCCCAAAUAAUAUUAUACCUGCCCUUCAGCACAGAUCUCAGUUUUAAUAGUAAAUAGCCUUCAUUUUUCUCUGUGGCUAAGUUGAACAAGAAAAUGUCUUUACACAUAAUACACCAUAUUGCUAACAGAUGGUAGGAACGGCUUCUGCAGCUAUGCAGUUGUCAGGUAUGAUAAUUUAGGGGCGAAAUAUUGAAGGCACUUCCAUCUCAGCUCUGACAAACAAUUUAAAAAAUGAAUUUGAUCUGUCAGGGCUCUUAAUACAAUUAAAGUGAAAACAGUUUUGAUUUUUCAGUUAAUACCUGCAUAGAUCCCCUUUUCUCCCAUCUUACAGUGAUGAUGAUUCUCUGAAAAGAGGUGCUAUGGCUUAUUUGGGACCUAACGAUGCAAAAUUCUUCAUUUUAUAAUGUCGGACUGUGGUUGUAUUGAUCGAAUUGUUAUAUUGUAACUACGUAUGUGUUUGAAAAUAAGAAUAAAAUUGUGCCUUACAGAUUUUAACAUCUGUUCAUUUUGAUGAUAAUAUUUAUGAUACUCCGAGUGAGAACUUAAAUUCUCGUGGUGGUAAAGAUAUUGAUGUUGGUCUCUGGGUAUGUAACACGGUGUGGACUUGUAGAUACGUACCAGUGUUUUAGCAUCUUUGGUGCUGACCAACACCUUUUUGAUAUUGUUUGUAACUGAUUAGUUUCAUUAAAGUUUCUUAAGGGAUCGCAGGGUUUAAAGGGAAUAAAUGUAAGUAUGUUAGCUUCUAAAGCUUUCCCCUUUGAAAGCAAUUAUAUUUCUAGCUUAAAGGAGUGAGCGCUUCCAAGCUCUAACUUUUAAUGAAAUUGUUACGUACACAUUUCCUGGUCAUCCAUUAUCUUAAAUACUUUCUUUCUGUAUAUUUUCUAGCAAUUUAGUUUUUUACAUAACUCUGUUUGUCUGUAAUUUAUUUUCCUGAGGUAUGCUGUAAUUUAUCCAGUCAUCAUACAUUUAAGUCUGAAGAAUGCUCGUUUACAACACGCAGUCGGCUGCAUGAAGCAGUAAACUGUGCACCAUAUUGAUCUGGGAAGACUUUGUUUCCAGUAGAAAGAAGCUUGUAGUCUGGCCUUUAAGAAAAAGAACACACUGGCCUAUGAUAGCGUGCACUGUGUCUUUAAUAUCCUUAUUUUAUUAACUUGUGUAGCGUGUAACAAGAUGUAACGUAAAAAGUUUCCAGGGUGCAUUCCUUAUUGUCAGUUUACUUUUAGGUCACAUAUGAGAGACAUUGAUUUUUUCUCAAUUUGUAGUUUAUCAAAAUGCAGUUAUUUUGAUAUUGGAAAACUGGGAAUUUUCAUCUGAUUAUGAAGUAAUAAAGAUAAGAACAAGUUUGUAAAUAUGAUCAAAUAUGAAUAUCGUCUUGUAGUAUCUGUUGUAAAAAAAUAUAUGUACAGCGUUUUGUAAGCGAAA